Ceratosolen solmsi marchali is the source of this 3175-nucleotide messenger RNA. RefSeq names its product acetyl coenzyme A synthase (gene AcCoAS). The transcript is spliced from 11 exons. Bases 264 to 2312 code for a protein of 682 amino acids. Gene Ontology annotation, biological process: acetyl-CoA biosynthetic process. Lineage: Eukaryota; Metazoa; Arthropoda; Insecta; Hymenoptera; Agaonidae. The record is from RefSeq and is a predicted model, not a curated record. Gene Ontology annotation, molecular function: acetyl-CoA synthetase activity.
CGACGACGACAAACUGAGUAAACCGAGGUGGGCGAUUGCUAGUCGGACCUCACCUACCCGUCUCACCGAUAAACUCAAGUCCAAAUAAUCCUCCCCCAGCGCCCACGGUCUUGCCCACGGUCAGCCGAGGCAGAUCUCCAGGGCGCGCGCAGGGUGAUUUCGAUUUUCGGCUCGAUUCAUAUUCCUGCCACGGCACAAUCGCAGCCCGUUGGUGCGCGCGCCGCAGGAGCUGCAGGAACCUCGAGACGCCGAGCCCCCUCAUCAUGGCCGACCAGACAUACAUGCCGAAUCCCACCCUUGCCACGGAGGCGCACUGCAAGAGUAUGGAGCAGUACAGGCACAUGCACGAGAGAUCAAUACAAAAUCCUGCACAAUUUUGGGGUAAAAUUGCUAAGGAAUUCUAUUGGGAAACAGAAACGACCGAGGAAAAAUUUUUUUCUUAUAAUUUCAAUUUAAAUGAAGGUGAUAUCUAUAUCAAAUGGAUGGAAGGAGCAACAACAAAUUUGAGUUUCAAUUUACUCGACAAAAAUGUCAAAAGUGGAAAGGGCGAUCAAGUGGCCUUUUAUUGGGAGGGGAACGAUCCCGACGAUUACUCGCGCUUGACCUACCGCAAGCUCUUGGAGGAGGUUUGCCGGUUCGCCAACAUACUCAAGUCAAAAGGCAUUCAAAAGGGCGACCGUGUCGCCAUCUACAUGCCCAUGAUCCUUGAGCUUCCGAUUGCGAUGCUCGCGUGCACGAGGAUCGGCGCAGUGCACAGUGUCGUGUUUGCCGGCUACUCUGCCGAUUCCUUGGCCGAGAGGAUACUCGAUUCGAAGGCAAAGAUGCUGAUUACAGCCGAUGGCGUUUGGCGUGGCGAGAAACUUCUUUUAUUGAAGGUCAUUUGCGACGAAGCUCUGAAGAAGGUCAAGUGUCAAGGUCACGAAGUCGAAAAUUGCGUAGUUGUGUCGCAUCUCAGGCGGCUCACGUCACCCAAAGGCAAAGGCGAAGGAAUUCGUAGGGACGGUGCUACGAAUGGCAAUUCGAACGGAGACUCACAACAAAUUCCUUGGGACGAUGAUCGCGACUCAUGGUGGCACGAUGAAAUGGAAGAGGCUGAGACCAGUUGCUAUCCAGUUUGGGUAUCAGCGGAAGAUCCGCUAUUCAUUCUGUACACGAGCGGCUCGACGGGAAAGCCUAAGGGUGUAUUACACACUACUGGGGGAUAUUUGAUAUAUGCAGCGACAACCUUCAAGUACGUUUUCGAUUAUCAUCCCGGUGAUGUCUACUGGUGUACCGCCGACAUUGGCUGGAUUACUGGACACACCUAUGUUGUUUAUGGCCCAUUAGCUAAUGGGGCAACUUCUGUUCUGUUCGAAGGAACUCCGUUCUAUCCAACGAACGACAGAUAUUGGUCAGUAGUGGAUAAAUAUAAAGUCAAUCAGUUUUACACGGCACCGACAGCAAUUCGUUCGCUCAUGAAAUUUGGCGACAAUCUGGUGAAGAAACAUGAUUUGGGCACGCUUAAGGUCCUCGGAUCAGUCGGCGAACCAAUUAAUUCGGAAGCUUGGCUCUGGUUUUACAAUCUGGUAGGGCAUGGAAAAUGCAGUAUAGCGGACACAUUUUGGCAGACUGAAACCGGUGGACACGUUAUUACUCCUCUACCUGGUGCAACACCUAUGAAACCCGGCUCAGCCACUUACCCAUUUUUCGGCGUGCAGCCGGAACUUCUGGACGAGGAUGGUCACGUAAUUGAGGGUGAGGGCGAGGGUUAUCUUGUGUUCCGAAGACCCUGGCCCGGUAUGAUGAGGACACUCUAUGGAAAUCACGACCGCUUUCAAAGUACCUACUUUAAUAGGUUUCAUGGAUGCUACUGUACGGGUGAUGGUGCGCGACGAGACAAGGAUGGCUACUUAUGGGUGACAGGACGGAUUGACGACAUGCUCAACGUCUCCGGCCAUCUAAUGUCGACGGCGGAGGUCGAGAGUGUACUUGCGGAACAUUCGUCGGUCGCCGAGGCAGCGGUGGUUAGUAAACCGCAUCCCGUCAAAGGUCAAUGCCUCUAUUGCUUUAUCACGCCUAAUGAGGGCAAACCCUUCAACAAGCAACUUCAAGAUGAGUUAAAGAAGAAAGUUCGUGAGAGAAUCGGUCCGUUUGCUCAACCAGACGUAAUCCAGCAUGCGCCUGGCCUGCCCAAGACACGCUCCGGCAAGAUAAUGCGACGAAUACUUCGUAAAAUUGCCAUCGGCGACAAAAACGUCGGCGACGUAUCGACAUUGGCUGACGAGGGUGUCGUCGAGCUGCUAUUUUCUCUUAGGCCACAGCAGGAAGUGUAAAAAGCCGAAAGUAAACGCUUAAAAAUAUCCCUUGUCUUCGAUCGCCAGGAAUAUCAAUAAUAAUGAAAGUAAGAGAGGCAGACAAUAUGAUGUCUUAUUAUGAGAAAUAAUGAUUGCGAGAUAGAGAUUUCUUUAAUACGUUCUUGAAUCUUGCGCCUAGAAGGUUUUUUAAAAGAAUAGCCUAUUUACGAGCAAAAGCGUAAGAUGGACUUUCUCUUUGAUCCUUCAUAUAUGAAGAAUGAUUCAGGAAGUGGCAGCGGGUGCUUUACAAAACUUGCCGUGACAUUAAGAAAAGAAGAGGGUAUUGCCAAUUAGUUUUAAGUGUGAAUGAAGCUUCUUCCUUUAUUCCAAUUAUCGGAGAAAGUUUCAAAGAGAAAUGUUAGAAAUGGCAAAAUCCAAGCAAUACGAUCCCUGAUAUCGAGCUUUAUCGCUCCCAAGUUUCAGGAAGAAAACUUUGAAACUAAGCGAUCGUAGGAAAAGCACGAAAAAUAGAAUAUUAAAUUUAUUAUAAAAAUAAUGGAAAAUGAAAAAAGAAAGAAAGAAAGAAAAGAAAAUAGUUUAAUGCGAUAAGAAGACAGUGUCAAUGAUUUCUAUCGCUAUAGUACAUACACUUUUGCUUGUAAGCAAAUCGUUCUAAGAUGUACAUGAGUGGACAGCGGCGAAAAAAAAUUCCUAAAUGCGCUGAUAAAAAGUUAAUGAUCAACUGCCGCGACUCCAUAUACAAUGAAAGUAUGAAAAAAUAAAAGUAAUUUAAUGAACAAAAUAAGAAAAAUCGGACAAAGUAAGCGUGUAUUCGCUAUCGACCACCCACACAUCCAUAAUUCUUAUUUGUAAAAAGUCAUUUAAGCAUUAGGAUUUCUCUU